Messenger RNA from Theobroma umbraticum, 784 nucleotides. Its product is annotated as SWIB/MDM2 domain superfamily protein. The record is from RefSeq and is a predicted model, not a curated record. Lineage: Eukaryota; Viridiplantae; Streptophyta; Magnoliopsida; Malvales; Malvaceae.
CGUUUUGAAUGGAGCGGCCCCUCAUUAGCUCCGUCUUAGUCAAAUUCUCUCCCCACUCUGUUCCUCCCUCAACCGGUACGAGUUCGGUACCCAGAGUUGCUUCUAUUUACCAUUUUGUCCCUGAACUUUCCCGCCAUCCCCAUCUCUCUCCAGAGGAAAACAGAGAAGAAAGUUGAAAAAAUGCUGCCCCAGAGACUGAAGAAGGCAAUUACAGAUAACCCCAAGAAGCUUGCUAACCUGAUUGACCUUGUAAAUCUUCCUUCCACAGUUAGAGAAUUUGUGGGUCAGUCUCAGAUUUCACGUUUGGGUUGCUUCCUGCGUGUUUGGUCUUAUAUUAAACAGAACAAUCUUCAGGAUCCAAACAACAAGAAUAUUGUCAAUUGUGAUGAAAAGUUGAGGAGUAUCUUAUUGGGCAAGCCUCGAGUUGAGCUGGCUGAGCUACCUUCACUUAUCAAGCUCCAUUUCCCCAAAGAGCCAAAGUGAGCCACAGGAUUCGAGAUUAGGCUCUGCAGAGUGUCUUCCUCACCUGUAUCCCGAAGAUAUCUGGCGGCUUUAUGUUGUGUUAAUUUAAUUGACGAAUUUUUGUAUAUCAGCAUAUUGGAUAGUUUGGAGUAAACUUGUUAUUCAAAUUUAGGCUUUUCCUCCCUCUGCCAAACCUUUUCUGUGAAGGAUCUUAGUUUGCAAUGAACAACAAUUUUAUUGUUAAUGUUGUUUCUUUCUGUAUCUGGUUUCCAUUUUGAUAAUAAAAAUCUCGUGGAAGCCAUUUCUGAAUCAUACUUUUUGC